Diutina rugosa is the source of this 459-nucleotide messenger RNA. RefSeq names its product Arf family GTPase (gene SAR1). The coding region runs from base 1 to 459 and encodes 152 amino acids. Lineage: Eukaryota; Fungi; Ascomycota; Pichiomycetes; Serinales; Debaryomycetaceae. Gene Ontology annotation, cellular component: endoplasmic reticulum exit site; COPII vesicle coat. Gene Ontology annotation, molecular function: GTPase activity; GTP binding. Gene Ontology annotation, biological process: intracellular protein transport; endoplasmic reticulum to Golgi vesicle-mediated transport; vesicle organization. The record is from RefSeq and is a predicted model, not a curated record. The transcript has a single exon.
AUGUUGAAGAACGACCGCAUGGCGACGUUAGACCCCACGCUUCACCCUACUCUGGAGGAACUCUCGAUCGGUUCGGUUCGAUUCACCACCUUCGACUUGGGUGGUCACGAAAUGGCGCGUAGAUUGUGGAAGGACUACUUCCCCGAAGUGAACGGCAUCGUGUUUUUGGUCGACGCUGCCGACCCCGCCCGGUUCCCCGAAGCCAAGCGUGAGUUGGAAUCGUUGUUUGCUAUUGAAGAGUUGGCCAACGUGCCGUUCUUGAUCUUGGGUAACAAGAUCGACAAGCCCACCGCUGUAGGUGAAAUGGAGUUGAAGAGCGCCUUUGGCUUGUACAACACUACCGGUAAGGAUACUGGCAAGUUGGCUGACGGCCAGCGUCCCAUCGAGUUGUUCAUGUGCUCGAUCGCCAUGAGAUCGGGGUACGGGGAAGGGUUCAAGUGGUUGUCGCAACACAUCUAA